This is a messenger RNA of Penicillium antarcticum, 2733 nucleotides long. RefSeq lists its product as uncharacterized. The transcript has 7 exons. Gene Ontology annotation, biological process: transmembrane transport; metal ion transport. The record is from RefSeq and is a predicted model, not a curated record. Gene Ontology annotation, cellular component: membrane. Lineage: Eukaryota; Fungi; Ascomycota; Eurotiomycetes; Eurotiales; Aspergillaceae. Gene Ontology annotation, molecular function: metal ion transmembrane transporter activity. The coding region runs from base 1 to 2733 and encodes 910 amino acids.
AUGGCGACCGAAGCCGACACCCAGCAGCAUGAACUAUCCAAAGACAAAAAGUCCGAGCCCGAUGUACUUGACGACGACUAUCCCAAAAUCGAAGAGGGCAAACAGACCUCAGCAAACGGUGUUCUGGAAGCCCUUGGCUAUGAGCCCGAAUUAGUUCGGAACCGUUCCACCCUUCAGGUGGCCUUUAUGUCGUUUGUCCUUGCAGCAAUCCCAUAUGGCCUCGCAACAACAUUCGUCUAUCCCAUUGUCGGAGGAGGUUCGGUAAGCAUCAUCUGGGGAUGGCUUGCAGUCUCAGUGAUUAUUCUUUGCGUGGCUGCUUCCCUUGGCGAAAUUACAUCCGUCUACCCAACUGCAGGAGGUGUCUACUAUCAAACCUUUAUGUUAGCACCUCUUUCCUACCGACGGAUUGCUUCGUGGAUCUGUGGAUGGCCAUAUGUUGUCGGCAAUAUUACUAUUACCCUGGCAGUCAAUCUCGGAAGCACCCUUUUCCUCGUUUCGUGUAUUAAUGUUUUUGAGUCCUCGGCCGGAGUGGGAAUCUUCGAGGCGGAAACUUAUCAAGUUUUCCUGAUUUUCCUUGCUGUUACUUUUAUUUCUACUGCGGCGUCAGCCUUUGGAAACAAGUGGCUGCCCUUGCUUGAUACUUUUGCGAUAUUCUGGACACUUGCCGGUGUUUUGGCCAUUGUGGUCUGUGUUCUGGUAAUUGCUAGACAUGGUCGACAUGAUGCCGGGUAUGUCUUCACAAACUUUGAGCCCCAGUCCGGAUGGCCAGCUGGCUGGUCAUUCUGUGUUGGCCUUUUGCAAGCUGCUUACAGCACUUCAUCGACUGGAAUGAUUAUUUGUAUGUGUGAAGAGGUGCAGCACCCAUCAACACAAGUCCCAAAGGCAAUGGCUGGUACGGUCAUUUUGAAUACCUUGGCCGGUUUCCUCUUUCUCAUUCCUCUGGUCUUUGUACUCCCCGAUACCACCAUGCUUGCCGCUCUCGCCUCCGGUCAACCGAUGCCGACUAUUAUCAAGUCUGCUAUUGGAAAUGAGAUUGGAUCAUUCUUGCUGCUGGUCCCUCUAAUAUUCCUCGCCUUCUUGUGUGUAAUUGGCUGUACCACCGCUGUUUCGCGAAGCACUUGGGCCUUUGCCCGCGACGGGGGUAUCCCAGGCUCCAAGUGGUGGAAGCAGGUGAAUAACGAUGGUGUUCCAUUCAACGCUAUGAUGCUUGGCACUGCUGUUCAGGUUCUGCUCGGUUUCAUUUAUUUAGGAUCCACUGCUGCAUUUAACGCUUUCACCGGUGUUGGAGUGAUUACGUUGACCGUCAGCUAUGCUUGUCCAAUUGCGGUGUCUCUUGCUGGAGGCCGAAAGCAUAUCAAGAAUGGCCAAUUCGAUCUUGGGACUCUUGGGCUACUUUGUAAUAUUGUGGCUCUGGCAUGGAGUGUCCUCGUGAUUCCUCUCUUCUGCAUGCCAACUUCGAUCCCUGUAUCUGCGGAGACGGUCAAUUAUGCACCAGUCGUUUUUGUGGCAUUUAUUUUGAUUGCUUCCGCUUGGUACUGGGCUUUGGGGGAACCAAACGGCCGAGUUUGUGCCAAUCUGUUGGUGUCCCAAUGGAACGGUGAUCCAGCAGCCGACUGGCGACAGACCCAGCUCAUCAACUUUCAUAUUGACGACUCCAGCGACAUUUCUUCUAUUCUUCCUACUUGGUCAAAAGUAUGCAUUAUUGUUGCCAACUCGUCGGGGAUUGAAAGGUGCGAUCAGUGCCGAAACUCGAUUAGCAAUGCGCUCUCUAUGCCUCAUUUCUGGUGGUCAAAAUAUUUACGAAACGGGAAUGGUGGGUUUGGUUGUGAAAGUACGAGGAGUUCUGGGAUUGUUACCGGCUUCAAUACCUGGUCCAGAUUUACUGUGAAGCAGGUAAGACCCGAUGCCAGCUUUGUGUGGUAUUACACAAACCUCUUUACCAGGUGGCUACCGUCAACUGGUCAGACUGUUGUCCUUGCCUUCGAUAUGGAGCCACCGAUCCAAGGGCGGUGUCUCAGAGCUCUCAUGAAUGCCGACCCAAGUCUUCUCAGUGAUCCAUUCUGGGCUCACCCAUAUUUGAUGGAGCAGAUUGCUCGCGCCCAGGAGCCCUCUGUGUGGGCUAUCCGGGAUCAUGUUCGAGCCUUAGAGACCGAAGGAAAGCCGGAAGGUAGACCACAGCCUGACUACAGGCGGCUGCACGACAUUGCACGGCAUGCGAUCCACGUCAAUGAGACACUAGACGCCACCAUGCAAAAUUUAGAAUAUCUCAUGACUGAGCAUGAAUACUAUCAAAAGUCGACCCCGGAGAAUGUCACCAGUGCAUCGGAGGAUAUCCACCGUCGGCUGCGCUUUUUCCAAUCGUUCAUUGCCAAUCUACGCUCACGGUCAAUCUCGAACGAAAAGCGACUUCAGAAUGAGAUCCAGCUGGCCUUCAAUACGGUUGCUCAGCAUGAUUCCAGUAUUACGCUUGAAAUUGGUCGUGCGACUCAAUUGGAUAGCGCCACUAUGAAAACCAUCGCGUUCGUUACUCUUACAUUCUUGCCUCCCACAUUCAUCUGCGCUAUCUUCAGUAUGUCCUUUUUCAAUUACGGCCCUGAUACUGGUUGGAAUAUGUCGAGCAAUUUUUGGAUUUACUGGGUCUUCGCGAUACCCACGACUGUUAUUACGACUGUCCUGUGGACCUAUUGGCCAAAUAUUCGCGACAUACUUCUUCCGAAAACCGAACAAAUUUGA